Hemiscyllium ocellatum (epaulette shark) is the source of this 5821-nucleotide messenger RNA. RefSeq names its product mucin-2-like. The record is from RefSeq and is a predicted model, not a curated record. The transcript is spliced from 43 exons. The coding region runs from base 25 to 5571 and encodes 1848 amino acids. Lineage: Eukaryota; Metazoa; Chordata; Chondrichthyes; Orectolobiformes; Hemiscylliidae.
CAAAGGUGCAAGGGAGCCAGCGCUAUGGGGAGAGCAGCAGUGUGGACAUAUCCCGUUCUUUUGUUGGUAAUCAGUGACUUGGUUCAUGGACAGAGUACAACAGAUACAUCAAGUGUUUCAACAACUGCUCCUACUGAAUCAUCUUCAACAUCUGUCCCAUCAACAACUACAACAACAACCUCCACAUCCACAACUCCAUCAGCAGAUGCAUCAGAACCAACAAGUACACAGACCUCCACUCCACCAAUAACAGGUAUAUCUAGUGUUUCAACAACAGCUCCUACUGAAUCAUCUUCAACAUCUGUCCCAUCAACAACUACAACAACAACCUCCACAUCCACCACUCCACCAGCAGAUACAUCCGAACCAACAAGUACACAGACCUCCACUCCACCAAUAACAGGUACAUCAAGUGUUUCUACAUCUACUCCUACUGAAUCAUCUUCAACAGCUGUACAAUCAACAACUACAAUACCGACCUCCACAUCCACAAAUCCACCAUCAAGUACAUCAGAACCAACAGGUAUAUCUAGUGUUUCAACAACUGCUCCUACUGAAUCAUCUUCAACAUCUGUACCAUCACCAACUACAACAACAACCUCCACAUCCACGACUCCACCAGCAGAUACAUCCGAACCAACAAGUACACAGACCUCCACUCCACCAACAACAGGUACAUCAAGUGUUUCUACAUCUACUCCUACUGAAUCAUCUUCAACACCUGCACAAUCAACAACUACAAUACCAACCUCCACAUCCACAAAUCCACCAUCAAGUACAUCAGAACCAACAGGUAUAUCUAAUGUUUCAACAACCGCUCCUACUGAAUCAUCUUCAACAUCUGUCCCAUCAACGACUACAACAACAACCUCCACAUCCACGACUCCACCAGCGGAUACAUCAGAACCAACAAGUACACAGACCUCCACUCCACCAAUAACAGGUACAUCAAGUGUUUCUACAUCCACAUCCACUGAAUCAUCUUCAACACCUGUACAAUCAACAACUACAAUACCAACCUCCACAUCCACAAAUCCACCACCAAGUACAUCAGAACCAACAGGUACAUCAAGUGUUUUAACAACUGCUCCUACUGAAUCAUCUUCAACAUCUGUCCCAACACCAACUACAACAACAACCUCCACAUCCACGACUCCACCAGCAGAUACACCCCAACCAACAAGUACACAGACCUUCACUCCAGGAAUAACAGGUACAUCAAGUGUUUCUACAUCUACUCCUACUGAAUCAUCUUCAACACCUGCACAAUCAACAACUACAAUACCAACCUCCACAUCCACAAAUCCACCAUCAAGUACAUCAGAACCAACAGGUAUAUCUAAUGUUUCAACAACCGCUCCUACUGAAUCAUCUUCAACAUCUGUCCCAUCAACGACUACAACAACAACCUCCACAUCCACGACUCCACCAGCGGAUACAUCAGAACCAACAAGUACACAGACCUCCACUCCACCAAUAACAGGUACAUCAAGUGUUUCUACAUCCACAUCCACUGAAUCAUCUUCAACACCUGUACAAUCAACAACUACAAUACCAACCUCCACAUCCACAAAUCCACCACCAAGUACAUCAGAACCAACAGGUACAUCAAGUGUUUUAACAACUGCUCCUACUGAAUCAUCUUCAACAUCUGUCCCAACACCAACUACAACAACAACCUCCACAUCCAUGACUCCACCAGCAGAUACACCCCAACCAACAAGUACACAGACCUUCACUCCAGGAAUAACAGGUACAUCAAGUGUUUCUACAUCUACUCCGACUGAAUCAUCUUCAACACCUGUACAAUCAACAACUGCCUUAACAACCUCCACAUCCCCAAAUCCACCAUCAAGUACAUCAGAACCAACAGGUACAUUAAGUGUUUCUACAUCUACAUCCACUGAAUCAUCUUCAACACCUGUACAAUUAACAACUACAACAACAACCUCCACAUCCACAAAUCCACCACCAAGUACAUCAGAACCAACAGCUCCUACUGAAUCAUCUUCAACAUUUAUACCAUCAACGACUACAACAACAACCUCUACAUCCACCAUUACACCAGCAGAUACAUCCGAACCAACAAGUACACAGACCUCCACUUCACCAAUAACAGGUACACCAAGUGUUUCUACAUCUACAUCCACUGAAUCAUCUUCAACACCUGUACAAUCAACUACUACAAUACCAACCUCCACAUCCACAAAUCCACCACUAAGUACAUCAGAACCAACAGGUACAUCUCGUGUUUCGACAUCGUCUCCUACUGAGUCAUCUUCAGAAUCUUUACAAUCAACAACUACUACACCAACCUCCACAUCAACAAAUCCACCACCAAGUACAUCAGAACCAACAGGUACAUCAAGUGUUUCAACAACUGUUCCGAAUGAAUCACCUUCAACACCAUCAACAGCUACAAUAACAACAUCCACAUCCACAACUCCACCAGCAGAUACAUCAGAACCAACAAGUACACAGACCUCCACUCCACCAAUAACAGUUAUAUCAAGUGUUUCUACAUCUAUCCCUACUGAAUCAUCUUCAGUAUCUGUACAUUCAACAACUACAAUACCAACCUCCACAUCCACAAAUCCACCAACAAGUACAUCAGAACCAACAGGUACAUCAAGUGUUUCAACAACUGCUCUGACUGAAUCAUCUUCAACAUCUGUACCAUCAACAACUACAACAACAACCUCUACAUCCACAACUUCACCAGCAGGUACAUCAGAACCAACAAGUACACAGACCUCCACUCCACCAAUCACAGGUACAUCAAGUGUUUCUUCAUCGACUUCUGAAGAAUCAUCUUCAGUAUCUGUACAAUCAACAACGACAGUAACAGCCUCCACAUCCUCAAAUCCACCAACAAGUACAUCAGAACCAGCAGGUACAUCAAGUGUUUCGACAACUGCUCCAACUGAAUCAUCUUCAACAUCUGUCCCAUCAACAACUACAACAACAACUUCCACAUCCACGACUCCACCAGCAGAUACAUCAGAACCAACAAGUACACAGACCUCUACUACGCCAAUAACAAGUACAUCAAGUGUUUCUACAUCUACUCCUACUGAAUCAUCGACAGUAUCUGUACAAUCAACAACUACAAUACCAAUCUCCACAUCCACAUUUCCACCAACAAGUACAUCAGAACCAACAAGAAUAUCAAGUGUUUCAACAACUAGUCCUACUGAAUCAUCUUCAACAUCUGUCCCAUCAACAACUACAACAACAACCUCCACAUCCACCAUUCCACCAGCAGAUACAUCAGAACCAACAAGUACACAGACCUCCACUCCACCAAUAACAGGUACCUCAAGUGUUUCUACAUCGACUCCUACUGAAUCAUCUUCAGUGUCUGUACAACCAACAACUACAAUACCAACCUCCACAACCACAACUCCACCAACAAGUGCAUCAGAACCAACAGAUACAUCAAGUAUUUCAACAACUGCUCCGACUGAAUCAUCUUCAACAUCUGUACCAUCAACAACUACAACAACAACUUCCACAUCAACAACUCCACCAGCAGAUACAUCAGAAUCAACAAGAACACAGACUUUCAUUCCAGCAAUAACAGAUACAUCAAGUGUUUCAACAACUGCUCCUACUGAAUCAUCUUCAACAUCUGUCCCAUCAACAACUACAACAACAACCUCCACAUCCACGUCUCCACCAGCAGAUACAUCCGAACCAACAAGUACACAGACCUUCACUCCGCCAAUAACAGGUACAUCAAGUGUUUCUACAUCUACUCUGACUGAAUCAUCUUCAAAGGCUGUACAAUCAACAACUACAGUACAGACCUCCACAUCCACAAAUCCACCACCAAGUACAUCAGAACCAACAGGUACAUCAAGUAUUUCAACAACUGCUCCUACUGAAACAUCUUCAACAUCAGUCCCAUCAACAACUACAACAACAACCUUCACAUCUACGACUCCACCAGCAGAUACACCCAAACCAACAAGUACACAGACCUCCACUCCGCCAAUAACAGGAAUAUCAAGUGUUUCAACAACUGGUCCUACUGAAUCAUCUUCGACAUCUGUCCCAUCAACAACUACAACAACAACCUCCACAUCAACCACUCCACCAGCAGAUACAUCAGAACCAACAAGUACACAGACCUCCACUCCACCAAUAACAGGUACCUCAAGUGUUUCGACAUCGACUCCUACUGAAUCAUCUUCAGUGACUGUACAACUAACAACUACAAUACCAACCUCCACAUCCACAACUCCACCAACAAGUACAUCAGAACCAACAGAUACAUCAAGUGUUUCAACAACUGCUCCGACCGAAUCAUCUUCAACAUCUGUACCAUCAACAACUACAACAACAACCUCCACAUCCACAACUCUACCAACAGAUACAUCAGAACCAACAAGUACACAGACCUUCACUCCAGCAAUAACAGGUACAUCAAGUGUUUCUACAUCUACUCCUACUGAAUCAUCCUCUACACCUGUACAAUCAACAACUACAACACCAACCUCCACAUCUACAAAUCCACCAACAAGUACAUCAGAACCAUCAGGUACAUCAAGUGUUUCAACAACAGCUCCUACUGAAUCAUCUUCAACAUUUAUACCAUCAACAACUACAACAACAACCUCCACAUCCACGACUCCACCAACAAGUACACCAGAACCAACAGCUAACUCAAGUGUUUUGACUCUUCGUGCUGAAACAUCUUCAACACCUCCACCAUCAACAACUACAAUAACAACUUCCACAAUCAUAACUCCACCAGCAAGUACAUCAGAACCAACAAGUGCGCAGACUUCCACUCCAGCAUUAACAACUACCUCAAGUGUUUUGACUCUUCCAGCUGAAACAUCUUCAUUUGUCCAACCAACAACUACAAUACCAACCUCUACGUCCACCACUCCACCAACAAGUACAUCAGAACCCACAAGUACACGGACUUCCACUCCAGCAACAGCAACUACCUCAAGUGUUUUGACUCUUCCAACUGAAACAUCUUCAUCUGUACAACCAACAACUACAAUACCAACCUCUACGUCCACCACUCCACAAACAAGUACAUCAGAACCAACAAGUGCGCAGACUUCCACUCAGCCAAUAACAAGUACAUCAAGUGUUUUCACAUCUACUCCGACUGAAUCAUCUUCAGUAUCUGUACAAUCAACAACAACAAUACCAACCUCCUCAUCCACAAAUCCACCAACAAGUACAUCAGAACCAACAAGUAUGCAGACUUCCACUCCACCAAUAACAAAUACCUCAAGUACUUUGACUACACCUGUUGAAGCAACUUCUUCACCUGUCCAAUCAUUAAGUACACAAUCCAACUUCACAUUCACAACAGCACCCACAAGUACAUCAGAAUCAAGAAGGACACAGAGUUCCACUCAGCCCAAAACAACACAAUGCAAAAUAAUCCUAAGGUUUACUGUCACAAGCGAGGAUGUGAAUUUAGCUGAUCAACAAAUAAGAGAGAAAGUUCUUCAAAAUCUUCAAUUGCUCGCCCAGAAAAUAAUAGUUGAAGGAAAGACAAGAGGACCUCCAGGAGCAGAUGGUGACCGUGAUGGAGGGUACUGAGAAAGGGAGCUGAGCAGUUCUCCAGGAUCUCCAUCAGCAGGUGGCGACAGUGGGGGAGGGCAGCUGCAGCAAUCGAACAAACUCUCGCUGGGAAAACAAGAAUGUCUUUGGUGUGGAAAGGGCUAGGGAGAAGCAGGAAUGGACAGAUCAUGGAAUUUCUCAGCCCAAUGUAACUCAUACAGUCAUUCUAUGUACAUAGUGUAAAUAAUUGCUUCUUUAUACUUAAUUUACUGUCCUGUUUGUAAUGACC